GCGUUUCUUCUUUUUUUUUCGUCUCAUCCACCCUUCAUAAAUUCCCACUCUCUCCUCCACUCCUACCUUUUCUUUUGAGACAGCCUUAUUAUUUUGGUUUGUUGGUAUUGUUUGUUUCCCGCUAUGGCAUCCACACUCAGAUUGGGGAGCGCUGCGCUCCGUUCCACUUCCAUCGCUCAGAAGCCGGUGGUUCAGUCUGCAGCGUUCAAUUGCCUUCGCUACUACUCAUCUGCGAAGACCAAGUCCCUUAAAGACACCUUUGCCGACAAGCUUCCCGGCGAGGUUGAGAAAGUGAAGAAGCUCAGAAAGGAAUUCGGCUCCAAGGUCAUUGGAGAGGUCACCCUUGACCAAGUUUAUGGAGGUGCCCGUGGUGUGAAAUCCCUCGUCUGGGAGGGAUCUGUUCUUGACUCCGAGGAGGGUAUUCGUUUCCGAGGAUACACCAUCCCUGAAUGCCAGAAGCUGCUCCCUAAGGCCCCAGGGGGCGAGGAGCCUCUUCCAGAAGGUCUUUUCUGGCUGCUGUUAACCGGAGAAAUCCCCAGCGAGCAACAAGUCCGCGCGCUUUCUGCCGAGUGGGCUGCUAGAUCCGAUGUCCCCAAGUUCGUCGAAGAGCUCCUCGACCGCUGCCCAAGCACUCUGCACCCAAUGGCCCAAUUCUCCCUCGCCGUGACCGCCCUGGAGCACGAGUCUUCCUUCGCAAAGGCUUAUGCCAAGGGUAUCAACAAGAAGGACUACUGGCAGUAUACAUUCGAGGAUUCCAUGGACUUGAUCGCCAAGCUGCCGACAAUUGCCUCUAAGAUCUACCGCAAUGUCUUCAAGGAUGGCAAGGUCGCCCCGAUCCAGAAGGACAAGGACUAUGGCUUUAACUUGGCCAACCAGCUUGGCUACGGAGAAAACAAGGAUUUUGUUGAGCUCAUGCGUCUCUACCUCACUAUUCAUUCCGACCACGAGGGUGGUAACGUCAGUGCGCACACCACUCACCUUGUCGGCAGCGCUCUCAGCUCUCCUAUGCUCUCUCUUGCUGCCGGUUUGAAUGGUCUUGCUGGUCCUCUCCACGGAUUGGCCAACCAAGAAGUGCUUGUCUGGCUUCAGAAGAUGAAGAAGGCCAUUGGCAAUGAUCUUAGCGACCAGGCCAUCAAGGACUACCUCUGGUCUACAUUGAAUGCCGGCCAAGUUGUCCCAGGCUAUGGUCACGCCGUCCUCCGCAAGACCGAUCCCCGAUAUGUGUCCCAGCGCGAGUUUGCUCUCCGCAAACUGCCUGAUGACCCCAUGUUCAAGCUUGUCAGCCAGGUUUACAAGAUUGCUCCAGGCGUUCUUACCGAGCAUGGCAAGACUAAGAACCCUUACCCCAAUGUGGAUGCUCACUCUGGUGUUCUCCUCCAGUACUAUGGCUUGACUGAGGCCAGCUACUACACUGUCCUCUUCGGUGUGUCUCGUGCGCUCGGCGUCUUGCCACAGCUGAUCAUUGACCGUGCUCUCGGUGCUCCAAUUGAGCGACCCAAGUCCUUCAGCACCGAAGCUUAUGCUAAGUUGGUUGGAGCCAAGUUGUAAAGAUCCAAGUCCCUUGGCUUUGCAGCGUUUUCAAUAUGGCAUGAGACUCGCACGAUUUAUUACUUUUAGGGAGCUCGCUUUCUCCCUUCCAAACUGUCUACCCUCCGCUUUUUACUUUUUCCGUCGAGCACAAAUUUCUUUUCUUUCCAGUGGGAUUCUCAGGGUUCAAACGGGAGGUGUAGGGUAGAGGUUCUUGGUUAUUGAUUUAUGUAUAGUCCAAGUACUGCGAGUUUGCUUUUUUUUUUUUUUUAACCAGUGUAUUAAUAUGAGGCCACUUAUGUGCUGCUCUGCAUCUCGUCUCCU
Molecule: messenger RNA, 1851 nt
Organism: Coccidioides posadasii C735 delta SOWgp
Lineage: Eukaryota; Fungi; Ascomycota; Eurotiomycetes; Onygenales; Onygenaceae
Gene: CIT1
Product: citrate (Si)-synthase
Biological process (GO): citrate metabolic process; tricarboxylic acid cycle; carbohydrate metabolic process
Cellular component (GO): mitochondrial matrix
Source: RefSeq, a predicted model, not a curated record